AUGUCCACCAUCCAGUGUCUACCACCUGGUAACAUACAGGUUACAGCCAACCCCGGGGAAUAUGUCCACCACCAGUGUCUACCACCUGGUAACAUACAGGUUACAGCCAACCCCGGGGGAUAUGUCCACCCCCAGUGUCUACCACCUGGUAACAUACAGGUUACAGCCAAACCCGGGGGAUAUGUCCACCACCAGUGUCUACCACCUGGUAACAUACAGGUUACAGCCAACCCCGGGGGAUAUGUCCACCCCCAGUGUCUACCACCUGGUAACGUACAGGUUACAGCCAACCCCGGGGGAUAUGUCCACCACCAGUGUCUACCACCUGGUAACAUACAGAUUACAGCCAACCCCGAGGGAUAUGUCCACCCCCAGUGUCUACCACCUGGUAACAUACAGGUUACAGCCAACCCCGGGGAAUAUGUCCACCACCAGUGUCUACCACCUGGUAACAUACAGGUUACAGCCAACCCCGGGGGAUAUGUCCACCACCAGUGUCUACCACCUGGUAACAUACAGGUUACAGCCAACCCCGGGGGAUAUGUCCACCACCAGUGUCUACCACCUGGUAACAUACAGGUUACAGCCAACCCCGGGGGAUAUGUCCACCCCCAGUGUCUACCACCUGGUAACAUACAGGUUAUAGCCAACCCCGGGGAUAUGUCCACCACCAGUGUCACCACCUGGUAA
Pecten maximus is the source of this 690-nucleotide messenger RNA. Its product is annotated as zein-alpha A20-like. Gene Ontology annotation, molecular function: nutrient reservoir activity. The coding region runs from base 1 to 690 and encodes 229 amino acids. The transcript has a single exon. The record is from RefSeq and is a predicted model, not a curated record. NCBI's taxonomy places the organism in Eukaryota, Metazoa, Mollusca, Bivalvia, Pectinida, Pectinidae.